CAUUCGAGGUGUAGGAAGUCCUCCUGCCUGCUGCGUGCUCACUGAAAGAGCUGCUCCAUAUCCGACAGAUGAGAAAUAGCAAGCUUGCAACCGAAUGGCAUGCUAGAUAGCUUAAACACAAAUUCGUUAUUGAAUCAGAGGCGGUGCACGACUGACACAUGUUCAGGUGUUCGGCAUAGGUGAGAGAGCUGUAAGAUCAUGUCUAUGGUCCUGUUUGCCUCCGUGGUACGAGUGGGGGAUGGCCUACCUCUCUCCGCCUCUACAGAUUAUGAGCAGGACAAAGGCCUGCAGGAGACCAAGAAGCACCUCAAAGGGCUCUCCAAGAAGCUCAGCCAGUUUCCUGACCGCUGCACACUGAAGGCUGGACAGUACAACGUCAAUUUCACCAGCUCCCUGGGAGUGGGGUAUCUGAUGGUCUGCUCUGAUAACUACCCCAAUGUGCUGGCCUUCUGUUUCUUGGACGAGCUACAGAGAGAGUUCCUGGUCACCUACGACACGAAGCGCAUCAUCAGCGCCGUACGGCCGUACUCCUUCAUCGAGUUUGACAACUUCAUCCAGAAAACCAAGCAGCGUUACAACAGCCCCCGGUCGCUGUCCACCAAGAUCAACCUGGCCGACAUGCAGAUGGAGAUCAAGCUGCGGCCGCCCUACCAGCUCUCCCCGGAGGACAUGGGCUCCGUCAACGGCUUCUCCCCCCACACCACCUCCAAGUACAAGGGCAUAGCUCCCACCCAGAUGCUGGAGCCGGUGGCCCUGCCCGGCGUUGUGUCCUGCGUGCUCAGCCUGCUUUGCGGAGGCCUCAAUCUCCUGCGCGGAGUCCACGCCAUCGAGAGCAUUCUACAGAACGAUGACGAAAACUUUAAUUAUGUGAUUGCCUUUUUCCUGGGCACAGCAGCCUGUCUGUAUCAGUGUUACCUGUUUGCAUACUUCUCCGUGUGGAGAAACAGCAAGUCCUUCCUGGCGUUUGCACUCAUCUGCCUGUGCAACAUGUACCUGUAUGAACUGAGGAACGUGUGGCAGAUCCUGUUCCACGUCACCGUUGGAGCCUUCAUGACCCUGCAGAUACGCCUCCGCCAGCCACAGGGAAAAGCUCCAGACUACAAUGUCUGACCAGAACAACAAAGGACUCAAACUCCCAAGACUCCAAAUCCAGGAAACCGUUUUUGAAGUUCCACUCAAAUUCUUUGGUCUCUGUACCACCACAUAUCCCCCCCCCCCCCCAGGAUGGCUGGACUAUAUGCCCUUAGGGACCCUCAGACAGCCCCCCCCCCACACACACACCCCAACCCCCCCCCCCCCCCCCUCUCUUCAAUGUGGCUGCCAGCUCAUAUGGAGCCUGCCUAUGCAUGGAGGAAGCCUCAGCGAGGCCCAGCGACUCUGCUGGCUGAAUGUCUCCAGGCUGCUUGGGAGGAAGGAUUGGGCCUGGGGGUGGUCAUAGGACUACGCAGAUGUUCUUGUAUCAUUUGCUCGCUUGUUUCGAAGCGUACCGUUUUAUUGAUUAUUUAUUGAACGCUGUUUCUCAUUUGUAUCGGAAACGAAACAUAUUUCAUGAUUUGAAUGCAUUCAUUUGUUUUAUACACGACACACAGGCCGUUCCUUGCCUCUGUUUUAUUGCACAUGUCCAGUAGGCCUCAGAGUCAUAACAGUCCUAUGUUAGUUCCAGAGUUGUGACGCUGACGCUGUACUGAACAGUACAUGGAGCUCCAGAGGACCUGCUGGGUGUCAGUAGUGCAGCGACCCUCUUCACGUCCCCCUGCUACAGUGCUGCGACUGGCAGCUACUAUUGAAACUGGAUCCAUAUAGUAUAUCCAUAGCAUGGGAUUCCUCAUACUCAAUCCAGUCCCCUGAUUGUGCCAAUUGCGUCGUUGACUGUCUUGAUAUUUGGCCAUUUCCAUUGACAGCAUUAGAGUACAGUUCAUAAUUGCAUGAGAGAACAUAGAGGAAGCUGAGUAUUGCGCUUCUUUGGCACCAGGAGGCUGACCGACUGCUUCAACUCCUAGGAUCUGUCCCGGCCUGUUAGGGCGGCCAGUUUGGACAGUUUUGCUGUGGUUGCCUGCAGGCCCCACUCACCAGCAGAGUUGUUCCUGAAUGAGUUUGGAUUUUGCUAUUGAUCAAAUGUAACACUUCACCAUAAUUAAACAAUACAAAUAUGUAUUCA
Molecule: messenger RNA, 2158 nt
Organism: Osmerus eperlanus (European smelt)
Lineage: Eukaryota; Metazoa; Chordata; Actinopteri; Osmeriformes; Osmeridae
Gene: sec22a
Product: SEC22 homolog A, vesicle trafficking protein
Exons: 7
Coding region: 199-1110 (303 amino acids)
Biological process (GO): endoplasmic reticulum to Golgi vesicle-mediated transport
Cellular component (GO): membrane
Source: RefSeq, a predicted model, not a curated record